This is a messenger RNA of Antechinus flavipes (yellow-footed antechinus), 6530 nucleotides long. RefSeq names its product MSS51 mitochondrial translational activator (gene MSS51). The transcript has 6 exons. NCBI's taxonomy places the organism in Eukaryota, Metazoa, Chordata, Mammalia, Dasyuromorphia, Dasyuridae. The record is from RefSeq and is a predicted model, not a curated record. Bases 4782 to 6128 code for a protein of 448 amino acids.
CAGUAGGUACCAUGGAGCUGGGAACCUCAUCCUUUAAAAAAAAAAAAAAAAAUGUGUUUUAUCUCUUUGAUAGUAAGCUGCUGCCGUGAUUUAACAGGUCGAAUUGCUGUCAUCUGAAAGUUUGAUUUCCUCGACAUUGUGUUUGUGCUUUUGCCACCUAAAUCUAUAUGGAAGUAUAUACUGUAUAUUUGUUGUGUAAAUUUGCAAAAAGAAAAUGUCAGUGUUUCAGACAAUGUUAUUGUGCCCUAGAAUUAGUUCACAGUUAGUGUUAGCUACUUUUUUUUGACAGUAGGCAGGAAAAGUUUUAGAAGCUGCCAUUAUGUGCUAUUAAAUUUCCAUCUUUGACACCUUUUCCUGGAAACUAAGGCAACUAGGGUUUGGUGGGUUUUUGGGGUUUUUUUUGCAAAUAAUAGGACAUAAUUGAUAGAAAUUAGAAUAUAACUUUUGUGCAAUAGUAAUAUUAAUAGAUUAUAAACAUUUGUUUAAAUAGUUAUUUGAACUUUCCCUUGUUAUUAUAAAAAAUAACCAACAAUACUUUUUCAAGGAUUAUUUUCUCUUUAAAUCAGUCAUCUUUUUUAUCCCUGGAACUUUCCCUAAAGUUUUAAACACUACUAUAAAGAUUAUGAUGCAGUUCACAGAGAAGAUGAGUGCCUCUAAAAUCCUUUCUAAUUGCACAUUUAGCAGCUUGUUGUAUUCUGGGUGAUCCCCCCUUCUCCCCCCUUAGACCUGAUUGAUUCACUAUUAUGCCUAAGUAAUGUCUGUGGAGUGACAUUGGCAGAAGGAUGAAAAAGAGGGUACACAUGGAGUCCUAUAAGUUGAUCAUUUUUUAAUAGAAACCCCUGUCUGCCUUUCAGAGCUAGUUUCAUUGCAAAGUAUAGUAUUUAUCAAGCAAUUUUGAGAAAGAAGUGAAUAUGUAUUGUACUAAUUUGGAUAUUAAAAAAUUUAAUAUCUUCUUAAACAUGGUACACACUGCAAAAAUAUAAAUUGUAAUUUAAAUGCGAUGUUUCAUUGUCUUUGGCAUCAUUCCCUUUCCUAAUGAAGGAUGACUCUUUUGUCAUCUGUACCUAAAAAAAAACCAAAGUCCCCAAACCAAUAGACCUUUUUUCUCUUUUAAAUCUUGCAGUUGUUCUGCAUUGACACUGUUGACACAGAUUUACUUUUGUAGCAAAAGACUGAACAUUGACUAAAAACCUCAAAAAGUCUCCUUUCACUCCUUAUACUAGUUGCUGUUCACAAGUCUUUCUUGCCUAUUGCUAUUAUGUGAAUAGGUGGGGAAAAUGGAACCAUAUUGUGGUUCAGUGUUCUUGGAACAUUUAUUCUGCCUUUCACUUAGCUAAUCAGCAUUUAUUAAAUUCCUACUUUGUGUUUUGAAGUUGCCCUAUAAUAGCUUUGGGACUCCUGCUACAAUUCAUUCUCUACAUAUAUCAAGGGAAAUGAACUUGACUGGUGACAUUUCAAAAUAUUGGUGAUUUUCUCCAGCUUUUUGUGAUGUUUGCUUUUGCAGAGUAAUGCUGCCAAAUGAGACAUUUGUGAAAAGUCUAGGUCCUUUACAAAUAUAGGAGGCUGAAUAUGACCACUGCUCUGUAGAUCUUCAUUAGGGCCUAGUGGAUAUGAACUAGGGAUGUCUUUGACGAAAAUAAAAAUUAGUUUCUUGGUCUUACACAUGCAGGUUUAAUUGUUCAUAGUUAAUGUCAGUAACUCUUGCCUGGAAAAGCAACAGAAUGGCUGACCCGAUUCUGUGCAUGACUGCUAAGAUAUCACAGGUCUCACCUUCAUGAGUCACUAGUCCUGUAUUAUGAGUCAGAUUGAAAUGGAAAUUUAGUCUAUCAUUUCCUGGAAAUUAUACCUUGUGAAGAAGUAGACAGAGGGAAUCACCUGGCAUUUCCACUCAGAUACUUCACUUUCCUUUUAGGGAAAGUAAAUUUUAGGGAUUGAAUAAGCUAUUUUCCUGACUGUGUGUUUCACUAUUUAUUGUUGAGCUUUUUUUACCAUCCUUUUUGCUGUUUUCUGCAGAAUACAUAAGCCUGGACUUAAUCCCAUCAGAUUUGGUAUACAGAAUAUUUAUUAUACUAAAAAGGGCAUUCUACCCUACAAUGUUAAUGGAAAGCUUAUCCUGGACACAGUUGAUUCCCACCUUGCCCUAAUCCGACCACUCUAAUUCUCUGAGGUACUGAGUUAUUGCCCAUCCCAACAAAAUACUGGUAAAUAGAUUCUAUAUGAUUUUCCUUGAAGCAUAGUCAGAUCUGGACUGAACAAAAACAUUCAGGAUUGGAAGCAGCCUGUGGGGCCAAAGAUUCUACCUCUGUCUGUCUGGUACCUUUUCCCUAGCCAUCCUUUGGUGAAUUUGAGGAGUGUUGACAGCCACCUGAGCUCCAUUGGCAAAAAAUAGGGGUCAUAAUAAGCCAAGUCUUUGGCAGUGGGUCAGUCCCCCACUAUUCUCAUUAGGGAGAAUUUGGUCCUGGCAGUCUAGUUGGCCAGGGCUACUCAAUCACAAGGGUCCAACAUUUCAGCAGUUUGGAGAGUAAAGUGAUAGGAGAGGACAGCUGUAGCUCAGCCAUAGCCCAGAGUCUGAGGAGAUCAAGCUUUCACUUCACUUGAAAGAAAGAGAAGGAAGGAACCAAGGCUUAGCAGGGUAAGUCACUUCUUCAUCAACUUGUCUUCUUAGUUUAUAGCUGAGUGAAGUGUUUAUCCUCCAGGAGAGUGUUAAUCACUGAUUAAGGAGCUGAGUGGGGCCGUUUGAGCAUACUCAAAUAGAUAAAUAUCUUUCUGCUAUUUCCUUUUAGUUCUCUCUUUUUCACAAAGACCACACAAUAUCCUCCUCUCCCAAGGGAGAAAAAAAAAAUCAAUUUUUUAAUUGCUGGUGGGUGACUCAGAAAAUAAGAAUUCAAAUAAGAACAGACAGAUGGGCUCUUCGGGUGGUACAGGAAUCUGAGGGGGGGGGAAGAUUUUGAUUUAGUAACCUGCAGGGGGAAAUUAAGGACUUGAUGUGGGAACUCGAAAUCUAAAACUAAAUGUGCUGGGGCUGAUUGGGAUCAGGAUUCUGGGUCAAGGGAGAAGUAGUAUCUCCAUGGGAGGAUGGCCACACAUAGAAGUUAGAGACUAGUGGAAUCUCGCUCCCUGGAAAUUAACUUUUUCUAGGCUGAUGUAAUGACCCUGUUUGGGGAUGGGAUAGGAUGUGUGAAGAAGCUUUUAAGAGACUUCAUUUCUACCUCCUUAACCUUUUCUGUCUCCUUGCAUGUUCUUGCCCUAUUCUUUUCCACUUCUGUCCUCUGUCCCUUCCCUUACUACUUUUACUGAGCUUUAAAGAGUCCAGGACUGUUAGCAGGAAUGUUUCAGUCAGGGGGCCUGAAUUUGGAUCUCAGGCACAGAUAAGAGGACAGUGAUAUAUAUAGAUGCAAAUGCAUAGACCAUCUCCAUUCCAUACCCUUAACCCUCUGCCAACAAAUUAUUUCAGUCUGUCCUGCAUUGUUCAUGUGCUUCCCACAGUGGCUCUCUCACUGCUUACUAGCCUGGGACUGACCCCAUGAGACAAAGCCCUAGGGAGUCUAUGUGUCAGCUUGUCCCAUGGGGAGAGAAAGUCUCCCUAGAGAUACAUAAAUGGGGCAGAGAGUAAUUUCGUUAUCAUUUCUAGCCCUAAUUGGCUUCCCUUUCUAAGGGAGAGUUCAGGGUUAACCAUUAGGCUGAUACUUCUGAGUUGAAUUAUAAGGUUUUGCUGCAAGUAACUGAGCUAACUAGUCUCCUUCCCCCACAUACAACAAAAGACCUGCUUUCUUUGAUAUUGCUGAGGAUUUCAGGGCAGAUGGUGGAAGGGAAGCAGAUUGUCAGGGUUAUAGUUCCAUAGCCCCUGGACCUGGCCACUUGUCAGUGUGAGUAGGAGAACUGAAGUGUGGGGAAGGAAAUAGAGGAUUUGAGCAUUUCAUUUUUUGCUAACUUCGGUCCUAGUCCAGAGGCUAAUCCAAGAGUUUCUCCUAUAAACGCAGAAGUUGGAAAGUUUUGAUGCUAAGAUCAGAACUUUUAUCUGCACUCACAAGUGGUUUAUUAAAUAUCAUAACUGCUACCUAUAAUUUUUCUUUUACUUGGGAUGGUUACUGCAAAGUAGUCCCUCUGUCUCAUCAUCAUUGAUUCCUUGUAACUUGCCUUUUCUGCCUUAAAAUAGAUUCAGGCUUCCCUACUGCUGCUUCUAACUGCAAUGUUCUCUCUUGCCUUGGUUGUUGUCACUGGCCCAAAAUGUUUCUUACUCCCCUGUGAACCAACUAGGCCAUUCUGUUUGCUAUACCCAUGUUUAAGAUGACCCUGUCUCUGCCUUUGCAAAUAUACCUUCCAUCUCAUAAAGCUUCAUCUCCAUCCGUCUCUGUUCACCCACGAAAACUCCAUCUCCUCUAGGAACAUUUUAAUUAGCCUCACUUCACUGAAGAUGUCUUCACAAAACAUCGUCUUCAAGCACUUAUGUGCUUGGUUUACAUAAUACCAAUUUAUACUUGUUUGUGUCUUUUUAAAAUUUUAUGAUGUCUUUUCGUGUCUCCCCCCCACCUCCACCCCAAUUAGAUGGUUAGCUCUCCCACUAGACGGUUAAAUCAGAAGCUGCCUUCUCAUGUUAUUCAAAAUUCCCUAGUAUGGGGCUCGGUGUGCAAUAGGCACUCUAAAUAUUUGUUGACAUCAGAAGAGUGCCCUCUCCCGAGAAACUUGAAUAAGCUGUGAUAGUUAAGCUCUGGCAGGCUUAUUCCACAAGUAUCCAACCCUCAGGAGGCCGUUCCACUUGUACGCCGCAGACUCCAGCUGACAUGGCUCCUCGGCGAAGGCGCAGGAAGCACUCUGCACCAGUGGCUUCCCCCCAGGGGGCUCUGACCCCCACAGUCGCAGGUCCCAGCAUUGAUGCACUUGGCUUUCUCUCUUUGGAGAGUAAUGUCCCUGGCCUAUCCCAGGUUAUCCUUCAGAAGCUGAACAUGAAGAGCUAUGAGGAAUACAAGGCAGUGGUGAAUGGGGGAACCCCUGGGUCAGGCUUUGGGAUUCGUAGCCUCAGCGACAUGUUCCAACGCCUGGAAGACACCUUCCAGUUCUGCGCCCGGUGCCGAGUGCUUCCUGACCAACUCCCUGAUUGUCAGCUCCUUCGCCGCUGUAAGAGGUGCAAAAAUGUCUACUACUGUGGUCCUGAGUGCCAGAAGGCAGACUGGCCAGCACACAAGAAGGUCUGUGGGGAACUUCGGCUGGUGGCUAUAGACCGGCUCUUGGAGUGGCUCGUGGUCACAGGUGACCUCUCCUUACCUUCAGGGGCUUGGCCAUGGCCGCCAGGGGCUGUUCAGGACUGGGAUACUUGGUUUUCAAUGUGGGGGACACAGCUGGAUACCAUGCUGGAAUCUGUUUUGGGUAGUCAUGCCAUGUCCACCUUGUGGGACAGUGUUGGGCGGCCACGGCCGGACCCAGAUAGCCUCCGGGGCUCCCUGCGACGGCUUCUCUCAGAUACCCUUUCUCAGCCCCUGACGUUGGGCUUAGGGCUGCGGACAUUGGUGGGGGGUACGGGGAAGCCAGGGGGGAUCACAGUGCAUGUGGUAGGUGCCUCCCAUGUAGAGGCUUUCCUUACCAGCCACGGGGCCUAUGAUGAGCUCAGACACAUGUUUCCUGGAUAUGCCCUCCACGUAGUCAUGGUUGGUGUGGACUUGCCUGUGGAAUCCCUCCCUCAGCUUUCCUCAGUCUUACCCUCAGCUUCUGGUACAGUUCAGCUCAGCAGCUACCAGGGCCUGUAUCAUGACUUCUGGGAAGAACAAAUAGAGACGGGCCGGGCAGUCUGGCCAGACCUGGUAGCAGGGUUUCAUCCAGGUUUCCAUGCCAGCCAAGAUUUGAUGGCUGGCUGGCUGCCCACCCUACUGCUGCUUCGUGAUUAUGAGAUCCCCACUAUCUUCACUGUCUAUAGUCAACAGGAGCUGACAGCCUCUCUGCAGAUCCUCAGGAAACUGGAGACUGGAAUUUUUGCUUAUGGAGAGAACCCGUUCGCUUCCCUUAAACCUGAGCAAGCCUAUACCAACCCCAACAAGCAGCCUGUGUACUGCAGUGCCUACUACAUCAUGUUUCGGGGGUCUGCCCGCCAAUUGGAUGGAGAGGAAGCAGCAGGGAAAAUGAAUCAUAGGAUGUAGACAGCUGGGGAAACUACAAACAUCCUUUGAUCCUCACGACAAUCCUUGAGGGACCUUUAUUAGCCCCAUUUUAUACUGGAGGAAACUGAGGCAGAAUGAUUUGCUUAGGGUCACACAGCUGGUCUAUGUCUGAGGGCAGAACUGCACUUGCUCCCCCCAACUCCAGUCAGCUCAUGGUCCCUGAAUCAGUGUCUGGUCUAUCUUUUAAGAAGUAUCCCAAAUACCACCUUUUCUGCUGCUCUUGGGAUCCUUCCUGAGGGUUGCCCUCAAACUUUUGUCCUUGGAACUGUCUCUGCUCUGUUAGUGUCCCAGGUGCUUGUGAGCUCUUAGUUUUGGACUGAUGGAAUUCCUCUGUAUUACAAGGUCCCUGCUGGCCCAAUAAAUUUCUUUAGGAUUUCUGGA